UGCGAUGAUAGUUUUCUACAGUGACCACUGAUUUUUCUGGAAUCUGAGCGGUUGUGUUGACUAUUGCCAUGGGUCAGCCUGAGGCGGAGGCGGAAAAGGAAAAAGGUAACGCUGCUUACAAAAAGAAGGAUUUUGAAACUGCGAUCGGUCAUUAUGACAAAGCAAUAGAACUUGAUCCAACAUGCAUAACGUAUCAUACAAACAAGGCUGCAGUGUAUUACGAAAAAGGUGAAUAUGAUAAAUGUGUGGAAGUGUGCUUAAAGGCUGUUGAGAUAGGCAGACAAAACAGAGCUGACUUUAAAUUGAUCGGAAAAGCUUACGCACGUGCAGCUCAUGCCUUUGAGAAAAAAGAAGAUUAUCAUAACGCUCUAAAGCAUUACAACUUGUCGUUAUCAGAAUCUAGACAACCGGAUGUUGAGAAGAGUGCUCGAGCCUUAGAAAAACUUAUCAAAGAAAAAGAAAGGUUAGCAUAUAUUGACCCAGAAAAGUCAGAAAUGGAAAAAGUCAAAGGAAACGAGUGUUAUCAAAAAGGUGAUUACCCGGGAGCCAUAAAACAUUACAGUGAAGCGAUAAAAAGAAAUCCAUCUGACGCCAAAAUAUAUAGCAAUCGUGCAGCCUGUUACACCAAACUGAUGGAGUUCCCUUCAGCUAUUACGGAUUGCGACAAGUGUAUCGAGCUUGACCCUGGGUUCGUCAAGGGCUAUCUCAGGAAAGGAGCUGCGUGUAAUGCUGUGCAGGAUUAUGCACAAGCAAGAAAGGCUUUUCGUAAUAAUUUCCAAUCAAGUCCUAAGACGUGUGAGAUCAUGCAGACCGAGAAGACUUCGGAAAACCACCCGGUUAGGAGAACGCAACAACAAAUAAUUAUUGGGUCCCUAAUACUCAUUAGGUCUCCAAUGUAAUUGGUCAUUUAAUCUACUCGGUAUUGUGAAAUGUCAAAACUGUCGGCUGUUGAGAUCAAAUUUAAUAGUCUAAAGAUCAAAAUGUUCGUUACAAGCAUGUCAGCAGUUAUGUUCUAGAUUUAUUGUUUUUUAUUCCUGAGAAGUAAAUACUUAUCAAUAGUUUGGUAAGUGCUAAGUCUAUCCAUGACAUAACGCUUCGUAAUGAAAAAAUUCGUUCUAGACUAAUCGUUAAUUCAUAACGACUCCCUGAAUGCUAUUAAACACUUAUACAGUUUGAAUUAACUACAAGUCUAGUAAGUGAUUCCUAAAUGUCGAGUUUUACUGCUGAACUAUAAAAGUGCACGCUACCUAUGUUUGCGAAGGUUUACAUACCGUAAUUCGCUUGAAUCGACCGUUCAGUUAACUUAUUCGCUACUCUUUUAUGUAUGUACUCAAACAACUUUGCUAUAUAACUGAACUGGGGAACAAAUCCACGACGACUAUGGUUAAAGCUUAUGUUCCGUACUAUUAUUAUUGAUACAUGUUUGUUAGUUAAUAGAUAAUUGUCGUAGAUGGACCAGUAGCAGAUUAAAAAACGCGGAAAAUUAGAAAGCAUCAUACAUUUAAUAUAAAUGCUAUUUUCGUGGUUCCGAUAUUCCCUAAUAGACCAUUCAAACAUGCCAUUUUUUUAUGCCGACUUACGAGUCGCACUCACCGCUUAAUGUUUGAAUGACAAAAGUUUUCAGAAUAGUAGUCCAGGUUCGCUUGGAAUAACUGCUAUUUUUGUUUGAUUUCGAAAGAUUUUCCGUGACAGAUAGUAAAGUUGAUCAUCCCGGAGUUACAAAUCCAAGAAUAAUCAUUCUCGCAAAUCAGGCUCCUGGUAAUUUCCUCCUGUCCUUUAAUCACACAAGCGGUACCACUAUAUAUAGGUUUUAAACCUCAGGAACACUUUCAUUUGAAACCGCCAGUUACCCGGCAGUUAUAAGUUUAUUGUUCGAGAUAAAGUUGCAGCAAACCCACGUCAUCAUAUGAUUAAUGUUAUCUGUGCACCUGUAUAGGCACUGUUCUUUAAGAUAAAUAUUGAAGUAUCAUGUUUCUGAGGUUAAUUCUUAGCCGUCUGAUUCUCACCCGCUCGCAACUGUAUUGCAGCAAACUCAAGUGUUAAGAGAAACUAACUAUAUACCACACUAAGCAAUCUCCAAAAACCGUUUGUCGUGAAUCGACAUUGCCAUAACAUGGUCUUGCACUAUUCCGUCCAGAUUAUAUAUAAAAGUCUAACAGUCACAAUGUUUAAAUGAAAUACUUAAUACUACCGCUAGUUAAAUGCAAUAAAGUGUUACCUGUAUGUACAACUAGUAGGUGAUGUAUUACUGUGUUAUGUUUACUAAUAUUUUAUGACUAUAUUUUUCAGAAAAGCUCUUGAACUGGAUCCAAAUUGUUCAGAAGCUCAUGAGGGUCUUAUGCAGUCAUACAAAAAUGACAAUGAUCCAGAAGCUGCUCGCAAACGUGCUAUGAACGAUCCGGAGAUUGCUUCAAUCUUGUCUGACCCAGCCAUGCGCCUUAUUCUAGAACAGAUGUCAGAUCCUGCUGCACUUCGUGAACACUUUAAUAACCCAGAGAUAGCAUCCAAACUAAUGAAGCUGAUCGAUGCCGGUUUGAUUUCAUUCCGAUGAACUCUCGUUGUUGGCAGCUCUGUUCCCAGGAAAAUAAUUCCCCCAAAGUUUUUUUUAAUUAUUAUUACUAUUUAGGUGUUCUUGAGGGAUGAAAAAGUCGAAAGUUCAAAUACUUACCUUUGUCGACCAUCACCUUCGAGUAAACUCUUGAGUGAGAGCCAAUACUUUCUGCUCGCUUAAAGUUUGAUUCACUUAAGUAAUUUGAAACUACUUAAUGUCCCUACUGUUUCAUGUACAUUUUUACAAACCCACGUUCUGAAAAUACAUGCGAGUAAGGU
Messenger RNA from Schistosoma turkestanicum, 2829 nucleotides. NCBI's taxonomy places the organism in Eukaryota, Metazoa, Platyhelminthes, Trematoda, Strigeidida, Schistosomatidae. The record is from the annotation of a GenBank genome assembly.